Molecule: messenger RNA, 1344 nt
Organism: Umbelopsis ramanniana AG
Lineage: Eukaryota; Fungi; Mucoromycota; Umbelopsidomycetes; Umbelopsidales; Umbelopsidaceae
Exons: 2
Coding region: 5-1207 (400 amino acids)
Biological process (GO): SRP-dependent cotranslational protein targeting to membrane
Cellular component (GO): cytoplasm
Molecular function (GO): GTP binding
Source: RefSeq, a predicted model, not a curated record
CUCCAUGUCAAACUCGCAAGCAACCAACGCCUAUUUGGUAGAGCUGGAACAAACCCAACUUGCCCUUAAUCACAUUCUCCAGCACUAUGACGGAUUUCGUCAUGCCCUCAUGACAUCCAACAAACCUACAAAGCCAUUUGUAGUCGGUUUCUCAGGAUGUCAAGGAAGUGGGAAAACAACUACUUGCGAGACCCUGGCAUCCAUUCUUCGCGAAGAGCCCUAUAACCUGUCGGUUGUUGUAUUCUCUUUGGACGACCUUUAUCUGACGAGAAAAGACCAAGUAGAGCUAGUGAACAGUCAUCCUGGGAAUAGGCUUCUCGAGCUUCGUGGGCAAUUUGGCUCACACGAUCUCGAGCUCGCCAAACAAGUGUUUGCGGAUCUUCUUGAUGCACACCACAAAUAUCUAGAAUCGCCAACAUCAGCUCCGACAGUGGCCAUCCCAAGAUACGAUAAGUCACUUCACCAAGGUCGGGGUGAUCGUCUGGACAAAUCUGAAUGGACCAAAGUUGCAGCACCAUACGAUAUCAUCAUUUUUGAAGGCUGGUCUCUUGGAUUUAAGCAUUUACCAGACUCCAUCUUGCAAGAGGUGUACGACAUCACUCCUCAAGCUACAAAAUUCAGCUUCGAUGAAGUAUCUAGCAUCAACUCCAACUUGAAGGCUUAUGAAGAUGCUAUUUAUCCCUAUUUCGACAUCUUUUGUCACAUGGCUCCUACAUCACUCGAGAAUGUUUAUCAAUGGCGAUUGGAACAAGAGCACAAUAUGAUCAAAACGCGAGGAGUUCAGGGCAUGUCUGACGAGCAAGUUACAGCAUUCGUCGAUACGUAUAUGCCUGCAUAUGGUUUGUUUAUGCCUAGACUGGAACGCUACGGCUUCUAUGAACCGAAUUCGGAUGCGCCAAAGUCAUAUGAAGGAUCUGUUCGCGCAGACGGAGGAUAUUCUGCGCCACUAAGACACCUCAAAAUCGUCAUUGAUCUCAAGCGAAAAGUCGUCAGCUCUAGUAGGAAGGAUGUAGCCGAUGGAUGGAUCCCAUACAACGCACCAUACUAUCACAACAUUAGAAAUUCUCCAUAUGUAUCAUCGUUCGUGUUUAAAAGGAGAAGCUUACAAAAUUUUACAGCUGUGUUUACAGUCUCUGUGAGUAUAAUUGCCAUUGCCUAUCACUACCGGCGAAAUUUACUUGCUUUGGUGGCCAAAUGCCGAAGAUGAAGUAAGUAGUCGCCAAACCUUUAUGACUCAGCAAAAUCACUCUCGCAUUUUUUUUUCUUAUACCAUACAUUCUUAAUAAAAGUUGCUCUGUUAUGCCCAACUUUGAUGUAUUAAUUGACGCGUAGAUUUUGGACAAA